This is a messenger RNA of Brettanomyces nanus, 864 nucleotides long. RefSeq lists its product as uncharacterized. The record is from RefSeq and is a predicted model, not a curated record. Gene Ontology annotation, cellular component: membrane. Bases 1 to 864 code for a protein of 287 amino acids. Lineage: Eukaryota; Fungi; Ascomycota; Pichiomycetes; Pichiales; Pichiaceae. The transcript has 2 exons. Gene Ontology annotation, molecular function: carbohydrate:proton symporter activity. Gene Ontology annotation, biological process: transmembrane transport; carbohydrate transport.
AUGCCCGAAUUAUUCGAUCCUGUCCAAGCUGAGCAACAGUUUGGCUUGAUGUUAACGACCGUCGAAGAAUCUAUCAAAAUUUCCGACUCUAGUACUUACGCAGACUGCUUUAGGAAGAAGGAUCUCAGAAGAACUUUGAUUGUGCUUUUUAGUUUCUUCAUGCAACCAUGGAGUGGUGUUGCUUUCAUCGCCAGUUACUCAACGUACUAUUAUGAACUUGCAGGCUUCUCUACUCAUCGGUCUUAUCAGUUGAGUUGUGGUGCCCAGGCAUUGUCGAUCUUUGGUGUUAUUGUUUCUUGGUUCAUCUUCGACAAGUUCGGUCGUAGACCCUUAAUUUUGUAUGGUAUGUCUUGCUUGACUAUCUUGAAUCUCAUUGUUUCAGCUGCCGGUACCGCUACUGAUAACAUGACUUCGAUGACGGUUGCUUGUGCCUUUAUGGUCAUGUACAACUUUUUCUAUAAUGUUUCCAUUGGACCGUUGGCUUAUAUUUUUGCUGCAGAGGUCUCAUCUGUGAGUUUAAGGGCGAAGACUGUGGCCGUCGGUUCUAUAGUCAACUCUGCCUUCUGGUGCAUGUGGAGUUUUGUUUUGCCUUACAUGUUCAACCCUGAUCAGGCAAAUAUGGGCUCGAAGAUCAACUUCAUUUUCACAGGUUUCUCCCUUAUGUCUAUCUUCGUCUUCUACUUUUACCAACCAGAAACUGCUGGUAGAUCAUUUGAGGAUAUUGACGAGAUGUUUGCAGCUAAGAUUCCUGCUAGAAAGUGGAAGAACUAUGAGACUGAAGCAAUGACGAUGAACAAAAAAGCUUACGACGAUAUGAAGGGCGUUAACGUCGAUCAUGCUGAAAACACUGAAGAUGUUGUUUAG